Messenger RNA from Poeciliopsis prolifica (blackstripe livebearer), 2626 nucleotides. RefSeq names its product zic family member 1 (odd-paired homolog, Drosophila) (gene zic1). Gene Ontology annotation, cellular component: nucleus. The coding region runs from base 318 to 1643 and encodes 441 amino acids. Gene Ontology annotation, molecular function: DNA-binding transcription factor activity, RNA polymerase II-specific; RNA polymerase II cis-regulatory region sequence-specific DNA binding. Gene Ontology annotation, biological process: regulation of transcription by RNA polymerase II; central nervous system development. The record is from RefSeq and is a predicted model, not a curated record. NCBI's taxonomy places the organism in Eukaryota, Metazoa, Chordata, Actinopteri, Cyprinodontiformes, Poeciliidae. The transcript has 3 exons.
CAAUUCAUUUAUCUGCAGGAAUGAUUGCGACUAUCAGUCUAGAGCUCACCGUCUGACUGAGGAGGUGAAAGUAGCGCCACAGGAAGAUAAACCGCAAAAAGACAAUAUUACAUGUAGUAAAUACAUGAUUUUUGCGUACGCAUCGGAUGAGCGGUGCAGGGGAAUUCCUUCCGUCGUGAACGAAAAAAAAAGUAAACAGAAUUCGUUGGAUUCGAGUUCAGAAGAGACGAGCUGCAGAGAGAGAGGAGGAGGAAGAAUAUCUGCGCGUGUUUUCUUUGAGUUCUGCGCUCAGUCGUCUCGAAGAGUCAAGACUGAAGAUGCUCUUGGACGCAGGACCGCAGUACCCCACCAUAGGAGUCACUACUUUCGGCUCCUCUCGACAUCACUCAACAGGAGAGGUGGCGGAGCGGGAAGUGGCGCUGGGGAUCAACCCUUUCGCGGACGGCAUGGGCGCCUUCAAGAUCAACCACAGCUCCCACGACAUCAGCUCCGGGCAGACAGCGUUCUCAUCCCAGGCUCCCGGCUAUGCAGCGGCGGCCGCCCUCGGACACCACCAUCACCCGACCCACGUUGGUUCCUACUCCACCGCGGCGUUCAACUCCACCAGGGACUUUCUCUUCAGAAAUCGGGGCUUCGGGGACGCGGCUGGGGCGCAGCACAGCCUAUUUGCCUCCGGCAGCUUCGGGGGGCCGCACGGACAUUCGGACGCGGCGGGGCACCUGCUCUUCCCAGGGCUCCACGAGCAGGCGGCGAGCCACGCGUCCUCCAACGUGGUGAACAGCCAGAUGCGACUGGGCUUCUCGGGGGACGUGUACGGCCGGGCUGAUCAGUAUGGGCAUGUCACGAGCCCGCGUUCCGACCACUACGCGUCCACUCAGCUCCACGGCUACGGCCCCAUGAACAUGAAUAUGGCUGCGCACCACGGAGCGGGGGCCUUUUUCCGCUACAUGAGGCAGCCCAUCAAGCAGGAGCUCAUCUGCAAGUGGAUCGAGCCGGAGCAGUUGACAAACCCCAAAAAGUCGUGUAACAAAACUUUCAGUACCAUGCACGAGCUGGUGACCCACCUGACAGUGGAGCACGUGGGGGGGCCUGAACAGACGAACCAUGUCUGCUUUUGGGAGGACUGCUCCAGAGAAGGGAAGCCCUUUAAAGCCAAAUACAAACUUGUAAAUCACAUCAGAGUACACACCGGAGAAAAGCCCUUUCCGUGUCCGUUUCCCGGGUGCGGAAAAGUGUUUGCCCGAUCGGAAAAUCUAAAAAUUCACAAAAGGACUCAUACCGGUGAGAAGCCUUUUAAGUGCGAGUUCGACGGCUGCGACAGGAGGUUCGCAAACAGCAGUGACCGCAAGAAACACAUGCACGUCCACACGUCGGACAAGCCAUAUCUGUGCAAAAUGUGCGACAAGUCGUACACGCAUCCCAGCUCCCUCCGAAAACACAUGAAGGUCCACGAAUCCACCAACCCUGGGUCGCAGCCUUCCCCAGCUGCCAGUUCAGGGUACGAGUCCUCCACGCCUCCCACCAUCGUGUCACCGUCCACAGAGAACCAGAGCACCAGCUCCAUAUCACCAGCAGCUUCAGCAGUCCACCACACAACCAGCCACAGCACGCUGUCGUCAAAUUUCAAUGAAUGGUACGUGUAAAAUACUUUUGAAAAAACGCACAAAAGACAAUGGAAAAUUUAUGAAGACAUGAGGAAAAAAAAACAAAACAAACAAAACCACAAAUAAACUUUUUCGACCUUUCUAAGUCAGAAAGAUGGACUGAGUAUAAAGCAGGGGAGGUGAAGUAAAAGACUAUCAUCAUGCAUGGACAGAAACACGGUCAGCUCCUCCUUUUACUGAGAGACUUUGCAGAAGCAGAUCUCAAAAGAAAAAGCAUGCUAUCUCCGAGUAGAGGCCUGAUUUUUUUGUUUCUUUCUUUAUUUUUUUUUGCUUUUUACUUUUUUGUAAAUAUGGAUUUCACCAAACUGGAACCCACAGCAAGAAAGAAAAAAAAAAGCAAAAUGUAAUAUUUUAUUUUGUAAAUAUCACAGUUUUAAGGGGGUGGGAGGGAUUUGUGAAAAAUGUAACGGUCCCUUAGCUAUAUGAGGAUGGCCUCUAAGGUUACUGUGGGGGACAAGAAUGUUUAGUUGUGUACCAAAAUGUGAAUUAUUCAGUAUUACUACAGUCUACACGUCGACCUAAACGACUCUUAGUAUUAAUGUGCUUUUUGUAGCCUAUCCAGUGCAGCAUAUUUUUUUAUUUUUUUUUUCUUAAUUUUCGUCCAAUUAAGGUCCAGUUUGAAUAGCACCGAGUAUCAUUGUUGUUAUUUAAUGUCAUGUCGAUGAAUCGUGUAGUGAAGAAAAAAAAAAUUCGUGUCAAUCUGUUUAUGUACGUGCUAAAUAUAUAUAUAAAAAUCUGUCAAUUGCUCUGUCUGAAAGGAAGUAUUAUUCCAUGUAAAGUAUGGAUUUUUUUCCAUAUUUAUCCGCAUGUAAAAGGGCCGGUAACAUGUUAGAAUAUGAUCGGUAUUUAUGGAGAAAUGCGCUCGUACAGUAUGUCAAAUUUUAGUUUACAAUAAUAAUAUUAAUAAUGAAAAAAAAAUGUUUGGAUACAUUUCGUACUAUAUUAAAGGACUGUAAAAAAUA